Messenger RNA from Trichoderma gamsii, 1626 nucleotides. RefSeq lists its product as hypothetical. The record is from RefSeq and is a predicted model, not a curated record. Gene Ontology annotation, cellular component: nucleus. Gene Ontology annotation, molecular function: protein binding. The transcript is spliced from 2 exons. NCBI's taxonomy places the organism in Eukaryota, Fungi, Ascomycota, Sordariomycetes, Hypocreales, Hypocreaceae. Gene Ontology annotation, biological process: rRNA processing. The coding region runs from base 1 to 1626 and encodes 541 amino acids.
AUGUCUUCCAUGAUAACUGCUGCCCAGUGGGUACCGCGAGGCUUCGCGGCCCAAUUCCCCCAGGUUUACAAGCUUGACGAGUCCGAAUUCGACAGAAUAGCUGCAUUGGCCAAGCUGCAGCUUGACGAUGCCGAGGAAGAUUUGAAGGAAGCGCAAGAGGAAGGCGAAGAUGCAGAGGAGGGAGAUGAGAACAAUGACGAGGACAUGGGUGGAGAGGAAGAUAAAGAGAACAAGGCCAAAUCUACAGUCAAGAUCGACGAUGAUGAUCUGAAAGAGUACGACCUAGAACACUACGACGACGACGAAGACGACGACAAUGCGCCCGCUGCCAACGGAAGCAUGGGCAUGUUUGGAAAUGUCAAGUCACUGGCAUACUAUGAGUCGAACAAGGAAGAUCCUUACAUCACACUACAAGACGACGACGAGGACGAGGAGAGGCAAGAUCUCCAGGUCUUGGCAACUGACAACCUGAUCCUGUCUGCCAAGGUUGAAGACGAAUUGGCGCAUCUGGAGGUCUACGUCUACGAAGAUGAGAGCGACAACCUCUACGUCCACCACGACAUUAUGCUGCCAGCAAUCCCUCUCUGCGUAGAGUGGCUAGACAUUCCCGUCAGCAACUCAGGAAACGCAGCCAAGGAUGCAAAGGGCAACUUUGUCGCCGUCGGCACCAUGGACCCGGACAUUGAGAUUUGGGACCUUGACACUGUCGAUUGCAUGUACCCCAAUGCCAUCCUCGGCCAGGGCGCAAACCCCGAGUCUGGAGAGAAGAAGAAGAAAAAGAAGAAGAAGGCCAAGGCGAAUGACGAGUACCACGUGGAUGCCGUCCUGUCUCUCGCCGCCAACCGCCAGCACCGAAAUCUGCUGGCUUCCGCCUCCGCAGACAAGACCAUCAAACUCUGGGAUCUCAACACAACCAAGUGUGCCAAGUCAUAUUCGUACCACACCGACAAAGUGUGCUCUCUUGCCUGGCACACUGCCGAGCCUACCGUGCUGCUCAGUGGAAGUUACGAUCGAACCGUGGUGGCCGCCGAUAUGCGAGCCCCUGACGCAAAGGUCCCUCGAUGGGGCGUCGAGAGCGAUGUCGAGAACAUCCGAUGGGACCCGCACGACCAGAACUACUUUUACGUCUCAACAGAGAACGGUGUCAUUCACUAUCACGAUAUCCGCAAUGCCCCGUCAACUCCGGAAGCAACCAAGGCGGUCUGGACCCUGCAGGCACACGACGAAUCUGUAUCGUCGUUUGACAUCAACAGCGUCAUUCCCGGAUUCAUGGCCACCGGAUCGACUGACAAGACGGUUAAGCUGUGGAACAUUCAGGCUUCUGGUCCUUCACUCGUCGUCUCUCGUAACCUUGAUGUGGGCAAAGUGUUUGCUACCUCGUUUGCUCCCGAUCCCGAGGUCGCUUUCCGGCUAGCAGUGGCGGGCAGCUCCGGCAGCAUGCAUGUUUGGGACACCAGCACCAACCCCGGCGUCCGAAGUGCUUUUGGACAGCGCGUCCCUGCUUUGAAGGAGGGCGUUAGUGAGGAUCGACUAGUGGGCGUCAAUGAAGAUGAGAGCAGUUCGAGCGAGGAUGAGGGAGAAGGAGAGAAUAAUGAGGAGGGAGGCGACUCCAUGGAUGAGGAUUAA